AUCGUCCGACAUUAAAAUACCGGUUCUUACAAAGCGAGCUCUUAUUGCCUGUACGAAUCGAGUGUGUUCAAAUAAACGAGAAACCUGUUCGCAACUUAGUAUUUUAUUUUGGAUUUAAUUUCUGAAAAUGUCAGCUAAAAAGUUAGCUCUUAUAAGUGUGUCUGAUAAGACCAAUUUGUUAUUACUGGCAAAAAAACUAAAUGACUUUGGGUUAACACUGGUUGCUUCUGGAGGGACUGCCAAAGUACUGAGAGAGUUUAAUUUACCUGUGCUAGAUGUUUCUGAAAUUACGGAUGCUCCUGAAAUGCUCGGUGGACGUGUCAAGACACUUCAUCCUGCUGUUCAUGCAGGAAUUCUCGCAAGACUAACCGAUUCGGACACUCAAGAUCUUCAAAAGCAGAAUUAUAAUCUUAUUCAGGUAGUGGUUUGCAAUUUGUAUCCGUUUGUACGCACCAUCUCGGAACCCAACGUGACAGUCGAAGAUGCAAUAGAAAACAUUGAUAUCGGCGGUGUGACAUUAUUACGUGCCGCCGCCAAGAAUCACGUUAGAGUUACGGUUAUUUGUGAUCCGACUGAUUACAUAAAGAUCAUCGAAGAAAUGGAAAAUACUGGUAAUAAAGAUACCACUUUGCAGACUAGACAAACAUUGGCUCUGAAGGCAUUCACGCACACGGCUCAAUAUGAUGAUGCUAUUUCGAAUUAUUUCCGCAACCAAUACAGCGCUGGAGUCUCUCAGCUUUCUCUUCGUUACGGGAUGAAUCCUCAUCAAAAACCGGCGCAGAUAUUUACUACCUUGGAAAAGCUACCGUUAACCGUUCUGAAUGGAUCACCAGGUUUCAUCAAUCUGUGUGAUGCUCUGAACGGUUACCAGCUGGUAAAGGAAUUAAAAUCUGCGCUAAAUUUACCAGCAGCUACUUCUUUCAAGCAUGUCAGUCCUGCUGGUGCUGCGGUUGGCGUUCCAUUGGAUAUUACACAAGCAAAGUUGUGUCAAGUAGACGAUCUUUAUAAUGAGCUUACACCUUUAGCGACCGCUUACGCUCGUGCCCGAGGCGCCGAUCGAAUGUCCAGCUUCGGCGACUUUGUCGCAUUGUCCGGUGAAUGCGAUGCCAUAACGGCGAAGAUACUUUCGAGAGAAGUUUCAGACGGUAUUAUUGCGCCUGGAUAUUCGAGAGCAGCACUUGAAAUUCUGAAAAAGAAAAAAAAUGGUAGUUACUGCAUACUUCAAAUUGAUCCGUUUUACGAACCAUCUGAUAUAGAGCGUAAGACCUUGUAUGGUUUGGUCAUGGAGCAGAAACGUAACGACGCUGUUAUUAACAAGUCGACAUUUAAUAACAUUGUAACAAAGAAAGUAAAAUCUUUGCCAACAAAUGCUAUUCGCGAUUUGAUUGUAGCCACUAUUGCUGUUAAAUAUACGCAGAGCAAUUCUGUGUGUUACGCUAGAGAUGGACAAGUGAUUGGCAUUGGUGCUGGACAGCAGUCCAGAAUUCAUUGCACCAGACUUGCUGGAGAUAAGGCUGAUAACUGGUGGCUUCGUCAACAUCCAAAAGUGACAGGAAUGAAAUUUAAGAAAGAUAUUAAAAGAUCAAUGAUCUCUAAUGCUAUUGAUAAUUAUGUCAAUGGUUCAAUAGGAAAAGAUAUGGACGAAAGUUUGUGGGCUGAAAUGUACGAAGAAAUUCCUGAAAAGUUAUCAGAAAACGAGAAAACUAAAUGGUUCAAAGAAUUAAAUGGCGUUGCUCUGAGCAGCGAUGCUUUCUUCCCGUUUAGAGAUAACGUCGAUAGAGCUAGACUCAGUGGUGUCAAAUAUAUUGCAAGUCCUUCCGGUUCUACAAAUGAUGCAUCAAUAAUUGCGGCCUGCCAUGAACAUGAUAUAGUAUUGGUUCACACCAAUUUCCGAUUGUUUCAUCAUUAAACAAGAUACAUUCAUUGUGGUGCUAUUUUUAUAUGACAUAUUAAAGAUAUUUAUCCAAUCAAUAUAUUACAAAGUUCCGAGCUAAGAAAACAAUAUAGAAUAUAUUUUUGUAC
Messenger RNA from Pseudomyrmex gracilis, 2022 nucleotides. Its product is annotated as bifunctional purine biosynthesis protein PURH. Gene Ontology annotation, biological process: 'de novo' IMP biosynthetic process. The record is from RefSeq and is a predicted model, not a curated record. The coding region runs from base 128 to 1909 and encodes 593 amino acids. NCBI's taxonomy places the organism in Eukaryota, Metazoa, Arthropoda, Insecta, Hymenoptera, Formicidae. Gene Ontology annotation, molecular function: IMP cyclohydrolase activity; phosphoribosylaminoimidazolecarboxamide formyltransferase activity. Gene Ontology annotation, cellular component: cytosol. The transcript is spliced from 7 exons.